Molecule: messenger RNA, 838 nt
Organism: Aphanomyces astaci
Lineage: Eukaryota; Oomycota; Saprolegniomycetes; Saprolegniales; Verrucalvaceae
Exons: 3
Coding region: 1-684 (227 amino acids)
Source: RefSeq, a predicted model, not a curated record
AUGAACUCUCAGAUCCGAUCGAACGCGCUGGGGCUCGCGCUAAGAAGUGCCGUGUUACGAAGCCACGGCGGCCGUGCUGGGCGACGGAUGGACCUGUGGCAAGUUCGCCGGGGACAUCACGUCCUCCACCCCCACUUUGUCGUCGUUGCCUCCCAUCGACUCGUUCAAGUUGGGGUGCCCAAAGCGUGGCCGGCAGUCGGUCCGUUCCUCACCGAUCGCGUCGGGUUUGGUUUUCCGAUCCUGUCGAAAUUGACGCACCAAGGCCCCGUCCAGGCGAUCGCGGGGGUGCUCGCCGACAACGUCGACGCUUCAGUGUCGGUUACAGGGCUCGAGGUCGAAGUCGCUGCCGCCAUUGUCUUCUGCACCCAGGUGCAGAAUGCGCCCCUUCUGGACGAUAUGACCACCGUGGCUCGCUUCGUCCACACGAAAGAUAACGUUACUAUGGUUGACGAAGGAGCUUGGGUCAAGGCAUUUGGUCAAGACGAUAACGUGGCAGCGUUUGCUGUGGGGUUGGUGGAACAUACACUCUUGCGGGUGGCGGCAUCGCCCAGUGUUAUGCCGACCGACUUGUUCGACGCGUGCAACGUGCCUGAAGUGACGUCGGCACACCUGGCGGAGAUGGUCAACUGGCUCGCGGUGCAGCAAAUGCUCCAUCACUCUUUUUACGACGUCUACGGGAACUAGUCUCAGGCUAAACAAGCUGCUAAUGUUACCGGUAGUAUUUGAAAAUUGAUCUAAAAUGGCUAUCAUUCCGAGGUUACUGUAGGUACGAAUUUCAUGGCCCCGUUCAAUCGAAUAUCGCCGCCCGAAUCGGGCACCAAUAUCUCCCAUUGGUCAA